Molecule: messenger RNA, 723 nt
Organism: Aphanomyces astaci
Lineage: Eukaryota; Oomycota; Saprolegniomycetes; Saprolegniales; Verrucalvaceae
Exons: 1
Coding region: 78-674 (198 amino acids)
Source: RefSeq, a predicted model, not a curated record
GAACAUCAUCGCGACCACCACGACGGUGCGGUCGGCAGUUUCGCACAAGCCCUAGACUAAAGCAGCUAUCUAUUGCCAUGUGCAUCAUCCUGGACGAGUGCGUGUUGCUGAUUGUCCUGAGUCUGCAAGCGCUGACGAUUCUUCCUGCGAUCGCCGUGACGAGGGAAGUCGGCCUCGCCGUGCUCUCGCUCUACCUCAUCACGGCAUUGUUCUCGGUCACGUACGCGUUUCUGUACACGCUGCGGGAAUGCUGUCCAUGCAUCAACGCCCUGCAGCGCCACGGGUCCAAAUUCUUCUACGUCCUCCACAUCGGGCUCAUUGCCACGACCGUGGCGACCAUCUCCAUCUUGCUCGAACCGUUCCUGUCGGGCGUCGACUUCAGCGAGUAUUGCCUCACCAACGCAUUGGACCACAACUUGUCCAGCACGGGAUGUCUCAAGCUCCAGGGGUACACUGUCGUCGCGCUCAUGACGCUGACGCUCGAAGUGGGGCUGUCCGUGUACAUGCUCGUGUUGGGGCGGCGCAUCUCCAAGAAGCACGCGGUCGAGUACGCGCGUCUGGUGCGCGAGAAGAGCUUGAGCGACGCUGAGCUGCCGAGCGUCGUUCGCGGCAACAACUCGUUCCAGAAAAAGACCGGCAAGGCCACGCACGGAACCACCGCCGAAGUGAUUUAACAAGAAUCCAAUUCGCAUAUAUCUAUUAUUAUACGUGCGAUCCAUCCCA